Messenger RNA from Larimichthys crocea (large yellow croaker), 2276 nucleotides. RefSeq lists its product as uncharacterized. The transcript has a single exon. The record is from RefSeq and is a predicted model, not a curated record. Bases 75 to 2276 code for a protein of 733 amino acids. Lineage: Eukaryota; Metazoa; Chordata; Actinopteri; Sciaenidae.
ACCUCCAAGUGUUGCAAACUAAUCCCUCGAGCAUCAAGUCUGAUAGGAGGCGGAUCAAAUGGCCUGCAGCUAGCAUGACCUCACUCUGGAAGCAGUUUGAUGACGAUGUCGACCAAAUUCUGGAGGCAAUGGCGAAAGGAGAGGCCGACAGGAAGCUACAAGGUAUGACGACAAUCAUUGUCAGCAUCGCAGCUGAACGGUUUGGCGAGGAGGAGAAGAAAAGCCCCGGAACAUCCUACUCAAAGAAUCAAAGAGCUGUAAGGAUCCACAACAUCAGGCAGGAGAUGAAAGCGCUGAAAUCGCAGUACAAGGCGGCAGGACAAGAGGAACGCAUUGGCCUGGCCCAGCUAAUGUGCAUCCUUCGGAAAAACAUCAGAGUUCUCCGACGGGCUGAGUGGCAUCGGAGGCGGCGGCGUGAGAGGGCACGUAAACGUGCUGCUUUCAUCGCUAACCCCUUCAAGUUCACUAAGGAUUUGCUGGGGCAGAAGCGCAGUGGCAAACUGGCCUCCUCGCAGGAAGAUAUAGACCAACAUCUGAAGCAGACGUACAGCGACCCCGCAAGAGAGCAGGAGUUGGGAGAGUGUAACAACCUCAUAGAACCCCCUGAACCAGAAGUGCAGUUCGACAUGUCGGAGCUGCAGCUAAAGGAACUUAGGGAGGUUGUCCGCAAAGCAAGGGCAAGCUCUGCUCCAGGACCAAGUGGCACUUCCUACAAAGUGUAUAAGAACUGUCCCAAACUCCUGCUGCGUCUGUGGAAAAUCCUGCGAGUCUUCUGGAGAAGAGGGAGGAUCCCUGAACAAUGGAGAGUGGCUGAAGGGGUAUGGAUCCCAAAGGAGGAAAACUCCACUCAGCUAGACCAGUUCCGCAUCAUCUCCCUGCUGUGUGUUGAGGCAAAGAUUUUCUUCAGUGCUGUUUCCAAACGGCUGUGUACCUACCUGGCAAAGAACACCUACAUAGAUACAUCGGUCCAGAAAGGCGGCAUUCCAGGAAUGUCAGGAUGUCUGGAGCAUACUGGUGUGGUGACACAGCUCAUUCGGGAGGCCAGAGAGAACAAGGGCAACCUGUCAGUGUUGUGGCUUGACCUGGCAAACGCAUUCGGUUCCAUUCCACACAAGCUGGUUCAGCUCACCUUAAGAAAACAUCAUGUACCCAGCAUGUGUACAGACCUCAUCGCUGAUUAUUACAGCAAUUUCAGGAUGAGGGUCUCUUCAGGAGGAACAACAUCCAGUUGGCACAAGGUGGAGAUCGGUAUUAUCACAGGGUGUACUAUCUCUGUGACAUUGUUCUCCCUAGCCAUGAACAUGCUCACUAAGUCUGCUGAGCCAGAGUGCAGAGGGCCCCUCACAAAUUCCGGACAACGGCAACCACCCAUCAGGGCAUUCAUGGACGACCUCACAGUCAUGACAGAAUCAGUCCCAGGCUGCCGGUGGAUUCUGAAGGGACUUGAAAAGCUGGUGGAGUGGGCCCGGAUGCGUUUCAAACCCGCCAAAUCCAGAUCAAUGGUGCUGAGGAAAGGGAAGGUGGAGGACAAGUUCCGGUUUAACAUCACAGGCACAGCCAUUCCAACCAUCUCAGAGAAGCCAGUCAAGAGCUUGGGCAAGGUUUUUGACUGCUCUCUGAGAGACACAACAUCUAUCCAGUCAACCUGCACUGAGUUGGAUGGCUGGCUGAAAUCCGUGGACAAGUCAGGCCUACCUGGGAAGUUUAAAGCCUGGGUCUACCAACAUGGCAUCCUUCCCAGGAUCCUGUGGCCCCUCCUUGUCUAUGCAGUCCCUAUCUCGACAGUUGAGAUCUUGGAGAGGAAAGUCAGCAAUCACCUCAGGAGAUGGCUUGGAUUACCAAGGAGCCUGAGCAGCAUUGCACUCUACGGGAACACCAACAAACUGCAACUGCCUUUCAAAUCCUUGGAGGAGGAAUUCAAGGUAACUAGAGCCAGAGAAGUGGUUCAGUACAGGAACUCAAGUGAUCCGAAGGUGGCUAAGGCAGGGAUCCAAGUGAGGACUGGCAGGAAAUGGAGGGCAGAGGAAGCAGUUCAAGAGGCAGAUGCAAGGCUGCGUCACAGGAGCCUGGUGGGAGUGGUCACACGAGGCCGGGCAGGGCUAGGAUCCUUUCCAACUCCCCAAAUGAACACCAGGGGGAAGGAAGGGCGACGACUUGUUCAGGAGGAGGUGAGAGCAGCAGUGGAGGAGACGAGUACCUGCAAGGCAGUGGGGAUGAAGCAGCAGGGAGCUUGGACGAGGUGGGAGAAUGUGGUCGAAAGGAAAGUGACCUGGUAG